Mycosarcoma maydis (corn smut) is the source of this 804-nucleotide messenger RNA. RefSeq lists its product as uncharacterized. Gene Ontology annotation, molecular function: phosphatase activity. NCBI's taxonomy places the organism in Eukaryota, Fungi, Basidiomycota, Ustilaginomycetes, Ustilaginales. The transcript has a single exon. Bases 1 to 804 code for a protein of 267 amino acids. The record is from RefSeq and is a predicted model, not a curated record.
AUGUCACACUCAUCAUUCACGGCGAUGCAGCUUUCUCACGCAUCUGGCUCCUCCUCUUCUCAAUCUCACUCGCAUUCGCAUUCGCAUCACCAUCACUCGGCACCAAUACCGACAGCAUCACUUGUCGAGCCUCCAGCUUUGUUCGCCUCUGUCGCACCGCAGAUCUAUCGCUCAGCCACGCCCAACCCUUCGAACCAUUUGUUCCUACGCACACUCCAACUUCGUACCAUUCUAUCGCUCACUGCAGAACUUCCCUCACCAAGCCUAACCGCAUUCUGCCAAAAGAACGACAUUGCCUUCCUCCAUUUCGGACUCAAACGGUGGAGCACGUCCGAUCUGCUCACCUCUCAUCCAUCCACCACAUCAGAUCAACCCUUAGACACUCAUUUAGAUCUCUCGUUCCUACACACGACCCAGCCAUCCCACCUGUCCACCUUGACUCCUCUCUCGUCUUCUUCGCCUACUCUCACGGAAGAACUCGUCAAGGACAGCCUUCAGAUCCUCCUCUCCGCAAAAUACCAUCCCAUACUUGUCACAGACACGUCUGGUAUACACGAAAUCGGCGUUCUGCUGGGAUGCCUACGCAAGUUGCAGAGGUGGAACUUUGCUACAAUCCUGUUGGAGUACAGACAUUUUGCGGGUAACAGGGCGAGAGCGACCAACGAAAGGUUUGUAGAGAUGUUUGACACGGAUCUCAUCACGGUAGAUGCGGAGGAGGCGCCAGAGUGGUUCAAUGAACAGCUGGAAAGGGACAACAAAGAGUUGGAGGCUGCAGAGGAGGUCAGUGAUGCCCAGUUGAUCUGA